AUGAGCGGCGGCGGCGGCGGCGAGAAGAUGUUGCUGUUUGGGUCCUUUACGGAGGAUGAGACUAAGUUGUUCCAGGGUCAGCCUCUCAAAAGUCCAACUAAAAGCGUCAGCAAAGAAUGUGAGCGGACGGAGAUCCAGUUUGGCACCCUGAACUUUUCAGUGCUGAAUUUAGAGAAAAUGUCUAUUUCAAGUGUUGUUCUUCCUGCAAAAUCAGCAAACGGCGAGACCAGUGCCAUCGCAAAGGAGAAUGCUUGUGGUAAUGAAAAGAAAGCUGCAGGAUCAAGCCUUCCAAAUGGUGGACUAGUUCUGGCUAAUGGAUGCCCCCCUGUUAAUGUUCCUGCUAACAAUGGUGUAUUUGAGAAUGUGAAGAAGACAGAGACUGUUGUCCCACCAGUUGUGCCUGUCAAAAGCAUCAGCAAUCCAACACCACAAAUGACGUUGGAGGUGCACAAGGAUGGCAUCGAACCCACUCAAAGUAGAAAGUUAGACAAGGAAAGGGAAAUUACUGAAAAUGGUAGCCCAAUUGUCGAUACAUCCAUUGUUGCAGCUCCAGCAGAAGAGGCAGUCACUAGCCUAAAUAAGAAGGCCUCUCAGAACAUGCCCUUGCUUCCACAUGGUUUGAGGAACACAGGAAAUAUCUGCUUUCUGAAUGCAACUUUGCAGGCAUUGCUUUCAUGCUCGCCUUUUGUCCACCUAUUGCAGGAUUUGAGGAACCGUAGUAUACCUAAGGUUGGCUACCCAACUCUGAGUGCAUUUGUUGAGUUGAUCUCUCAAUUCGAUGUGGCUGAGGAGUCAGUUAUCAAGAAAAAUGAGAAGGCUAUUACUGUUGCUGCAAAACCACUUAAUCCUGCCAUGUUUGAUGCUGUUCUCAGAAACUUUACACCAGAUGUGCCGGCUGGAGUAACUGCUCGGCCAAGGCAGGAAGAUGCUCAAGAGUUUUUAAGUUUUGCCAUGGAUAGAAUGCAUGAUGAACUGCUGAAGCUUAAUGGCAAUGGAUCAAAUUCCAAGGAGGGUAUGGUUGUUUCUUCUGUGGAUGAUGAUGCUUGGGAGACAGUUGGACGAAAGAACAAAUCUGCAAUAGUUAGAACUCAGAGUUUUGUUCCCUCUGAGCUAAGUGCUAUUUUUGGAGGGCAGCUACAGAGUGUUGUGAAAGCUGCAGGUAACAAAGCAUCAGCUACUGUUCAGCCCUUCCUACUGCUCCAUCUUGAUAUAUUCCCAGACGCUGUUCAGACACUUAAUGAUGCACUUCGUCUGUUCUAUACUCCUGAAUCUUUGGAAGGAUACAGAACAGCUGCUGGAAAGGCUGGUUUGGUGACAGCUAGAAAAUCAUUCAAGAUACACGCGCUUUCAAAGAUAAUGAUACUGCACUUGAAGAGGUUUAGUUAUGGAAAUCAUGGGACCACUAAAGUCUAUAAGCCACUCCACUUCCCAAAAGAACUGGUUCUUAGUCGUGAUCUGCUGAGCUCACCAUCAACAGAGGGUCGAAGUUAUGAGCUUGUUGCAACCAUCACUCAUCAUGGGAGGGACCCAUACAGGGGGCACUACACUGCUCACGCAAAGCAUGCCAACGGGCAAUGGCUUCGCUUCGACGAUGACGCUGUUGUGCCCGUUGGCGAGAAUGAUGUCUUGCAUGACCAAGCAUAUAUCCUCUUCUACAAACAAGUCUGA
Messenger RNA from Miscanthus lutarioriparius, 1668 nucleotides. NCBI's taxonomy places the organism in Eukaryota, Viridiplantae, Streptophyta, Magnoliopsida, Poales, Poaceae. The record is from the annotation of a GenBank genome assembly.